This is a messenger RNA of Gongylonema pulchrum, 321 nucleotides long. The record is from the annotation of a GenBank genome assembly. Lineage: Eukaryota; Metazoa; Nematoda; Chromadorea; Rhabditida; Gongylonematidae.
AUGGCUAACAUUAACGUAAUGCUACAUUGCCUUCGCAGUUUUCAGAAACUUCCGUCGAAAAUGAAACAACAGUACGCUGAAUUUGAGGCAUUGCUCGAUCCAUCUCGAAAUCAUCGUGCUUAUCGUAUGCUUACUGCUAAUAUGAAUGCGCCAACUGUACCAUUCGUCCCGCUUCUCCUCAAAGAUUUAACAUUUACGCAUGAGGGAAAUAAAACGUAUUUCGCAGGACUCAUCAACUUCGAGAAAAUGGUUAAUUCUAAUUUCGUGCAUCUGCUCUCCGCAUUUCAUAGGAAGGGGUGCUGCAUUCCGAGGUACAAGUGA